Molecule: messenger RNA, 1479 nt
Organism: Geosmithia morbida
Lineage: Eukaryota; Fungi; Ascomycota; Sordariomycetes; Hypocreales; Bionectriaceae
Product: Luciferase-like monooxygenase
Exons: 7
Coding region: 1-1479 (492 amino acids)
Molecular function (GO): oxidoreductase activity, acting on paired donors, with incorporation or reduction of molecular oxygen; monooxygenase activity
Source: RefSeq, a predicted model, not a curated record
AUGGCGGACAACAGCAGCGGCGGCUCUACCUCUGCAGAGCAGAAGAAGAGUCUCAUCCUAAAUGCCUUUGUCAUGAUGACCAGCGGACAUCAGUCCCCUGGGCUAUGGCGGCAUCCCGAUGACAAGUCUUGGCAGUUUGACAGUACUGAGCAUUGGGUGAACCUGGCAAAGUACCUCGAGAAGGCCAAGUUCCACGGCAUCUUCAUUGCCGACGUCCUUGAGACUCUCAUCCUGACCUCAGGCGGAUACGAUGUCUACAAGAAGUCCCUCGACACCGCCAUCAUCGACGGUGUUCAGUGGCCCGUGACCGAGCCGCUCUCGGUGGUGCCGGCCAUGGCUGCAGCCACUGAGAGCAUCGGCUUCGGCGUGACGGUCUCGACCACUUACGAGCAGCCUUACCACCUGGCCCGUCGCCUCUCUACUGUCGACCAUCUCACCAAGGGAAGAGUUGGCUGGAACAUCGUGACAAGCUAUCUUGACUCUGCUGCCAGGAACCUCGGCCGGACGGAGCAGCUCUCGCACGAUGAGCGUUACGCCGUGGCUGAGGAGUACAUGAAGGUCAUCUACAAGCUCCUCCAAUCCUCCUGGAGAGAUGACGCCGUCAAGCUUGACCGCGCCAAGGGGAUCUACGCAUCUCCCGACCUCGUCCGCCAGAUCGACCACAAGGGAAAGUACUUUGAAGUCCCCGGACCUCACAUCGUCCACCCCAGCCCUCAGCGCACCCCGCUCCUCCUCCAGGCCGGCGGCUCCAAGGCCGGCAAGGCCUUCGCCGCGCAGCACGCCGAGGCCAUCUUCACCUCCGCUCACGCCCCGGAGGUGUGCGCCAAGAACGUGUCCGAGAUCCGGCAGUCGGCCAAGGAAGACUUUGGCAGAGACCCCAAGUCCCUCAAGGUUCUCGCACUCGUCACUCCCAUCCUCGGCCGCACCGAGGAGGAGGCCCGUGCCAAGUACGAAGACUACAGGCAGUACGCCUCGACGGAGGGUGCCCUCACCCUGUUCGGCGGUUGGACCGGCUGGGACCUCGACGAGUACGGCGACGAGGAGGAGCUGCGCGAGGUGGAGAGCAACGCUGUCCGAUCCACCGUCCAGGGCUACGCGCGCUUCUCCCCGGCCAACUCAAAGUGGACCAAGCACACCGUCGCCGAGCAUGUCAGCCUGGGCGGAAACGGCCCUCUAUUCGUCGGGACACCGUCGCAGGUGGCUGACAGCCUCGAGACCUGGGUCCGCGAGGCCGACGUUGACGGCUUCAACUUUGGAUAUGUUCUCUUCCCGUCCUCGUUUGAGGAUAUCGUCGAGCUCUUGAUUCCUGAGCUGCGUGCUCGCGGUCUAUUCUGGGAUGACUACGCCGUUCCCAAGGGCACCUAUCGCGAGAACUUCUACACAACGCCCGGUCGCGCAUACCCGCCCGCGGACCAUGUCGCAGCCAAGUACCACUGGGCUGCCGGGACGGAGAAGGAGGACCACCAGAUUCCCGAGUAG